AUGGAGAGCCCCAAUCGGACCAGUGCUCAGGAGUUUAUCUUCUCUGCUUUCCCUCAUUCCUGGGGAGAUUCUGUCCUCUGCUUUGUUCCCCUGCUCUUCAUCUAUGCUUUCAUUGUUGUUGGGAACCUGGUUAUCAUUACCGUGGUCCAGCUGAACGCUCAUCUGAACACCCCCAUGUACUUCUUUAUCAGCGCCCUUUCUUUCCUGGAGAUUUGGUAUACCACGGCCACCAUCCCAAAGAUGCUCUCUAGCCUGCUCAGUGAACGAAGGAGUAUUUCCCUCAAUGGCUGCCUCCUGCAGAUGUAUUUCUUCCACUCCACAGGCAUCAGUGAGGUCUGCCUCUUGACAGCGAUGGCCUUUGACCGCUACCUGGCCAUCUGCAGCCCUCUUCACUAUCCCACCAUCAUGACCCCCAAGCUGUGUGCCCAGUUGACUUUGGGUUGCUGUGUCUGCGGCUUUCUCACACCGCUCCCUGAGAUUGCCUGGAUCUCCACGCUGCCAUUUUGUGGCUCCAAUCACCUGGAACAUAUCUUCUGUGACUUCCUCCCAGUGCUGCGCCUGGCCUGCACCAACACACGAGCCAUCAUCAUGAUCCAGGUGGUGGAUGUUGUCCACGCAGUGGAGAUCAUCACAGCGGUGACCCUCAUCGUCUUGUCCUAUGUGGGUAUUGUGGCUGUGAUUCUCCGGAUUCGCUCAGCUGAAGGUCGCCGCAAAGCAUUUUCCACGUGUGUCUCCCACCUCACGGUCUUUCUGCUCUUCUUUGGCAGCGUGGCUCUCAUGUAUCUCCGCUUCUCUGCCACCUACUCUCUCUUCUGGGAUACAGCCAUUGCUCUGUCCUUUGCAGUUUUAUCCCCCUUCUUCAAUCCCAUUAUCUACAGCUUGAGGAAUAAAGAGAUAAAAGAAGCCAUCAGAAAGCACAUGGGACAAGCCAAGAACUUCUUCAUAAGACCAGGGACCUGCAGUAAGGUCUUUCAGCUGUGA
Molecule: messenger RNA, 981 nt
Organism: Urocitellus parryii (Arctic ground squirrel)
Lineage: Eukaryota; Metazoa; Chordata; Mammalia; Rodentia; Sciuridae
Product: olfactory receptor 6K2
Biological process (GO): G protein-coupled receptor signaling pathway
Cellular component (GO): membrane
Molecular function (GO): olfactory receptor activity; G protein-coupled receptor activity
Source: RefSeq, a predicted model, not a curated record